This is a messenger RNA of Anguilla rostrata (American eel), 1776 nucleotides long. RefSeq names its product homeobox protein Hox-C10-like. The record is from RefSeq and is a predicted model, not a curated record. The transcript is spliced from 2 exons. Gene Ontology annotation, biological process: regulation of transcription by RNA polymerase II. Gene Ontology annotation, molecular function: RNA polymerase II cis-regulatory region sequence-specific DNA binding; DNA-binding transcription factor activity, RNA polymerase II-specific. Gene Ontology annotation, cellular component: nucleus. Lineage: Eukaryota; Metazoa; Chordata; Actinopteri; Anguilliformes; Anguillidae. Bases 97 to 1149 code for a protein of 350 amino acids.
UGCAUCCAUAAUUAUGUUGCUGAUAUUUUUUCGUUCCCCUCGAAAGAUGUCAGCUUCCUACCACCGUAAUCUUCCUCGAAAUAACUUUCACUGUUGAUGCAAAAUAAUAACAAUAAUAAUAACAAUAAAAUGUCAUGUCCUAACAACGUGGCUGCUGGCUCUUUCCUCAUGGAUUCUCUGGUGGGUGGACCCCCCGCCUACAGAGGUGAGGGCUACUCCGGCAGCCCUGGGAUAUACGUGCAGGCGGGCGCUGAAUACGGCUGUUCGAUGCUGAGAAACUGUGGAAUUGUACCUACACCACUUUCUAAAAGAGACGAGCUUCCACCGACCUCCCUGCCUGUAAGCGCCUACCACCACCCACCGUUCCUGCAGCAACUGGACACAUGGGGCACAGACCCCAAGGCUUCGUGCAGGAUCGCACAACCUGUUGCCCGUCCUUUGCCCUCUUGCUCCUUUCCAGCGGGCAAUGUCAAAGAGGAGGGAAUGCGUUGUUUGUACCGGGCUGACAUUGACAGGGCUAAAGAGACUACUGAACCAGCCACCUACACGCGACUUGGGGCCGACAGUAGCCAGUGCAAGCAAGGUCCUGUAUCUGAGCCGGGCUAUUUCCGAGUGAACCAGGUGUAUACAGAUGAGAAGGAACAAAAUGGAAACGAGUUCGCGACGGGUUUCGCGCCCGUGGCUAAUAUGACAGCUACUACCAAGAAGCCGCUUCAGUCAUUGCACGACAGCGGCAAAUUCGAGCGUGAACCGGCAGCUGAAGAAGUGAAGAAGGAAGAUCACAACACAUCUAAAAGACUAUCAGAGAAAGAGGAGCAUUUCAACAAGGUGGUCUGUAGCAGUACAGACAAUUCGGACAACGAAAUGAAAGAGGACUCAAAAGCGGAAAAGACGGCAGGAAACUGGCUUACGGCAAAAAGUGGAAGAAAGAAGAGGUGUCCGUACACAAAGCACCAGACACUAGAGCUGGAGAAGGAGUUCUUGUUUAACAUGUAUUUGACUCGUGAGCGCCGUCUGGAGAUCAGUAAGAGCAUCAACCUGACAGACAGGCAGGUGAAGAUCUGGUUUCAGAACCGACGGAUGAAGCUGAAGAAGCUGAACCGGGAGAGUCGCGUUCGAGAGCUCACAUCAAGCUACAGCUAUACCUGAAUACCACCCCCCCCCCCCGGACAACCACACACAAGCACACAUAAAUACAAACACACACACACUUUUUUUCUCUCUCUGGCUCUCUCUCUCUUCUCUCUCUCCUCUUACACACGUACACAUACACAUACCCACGCACGCGCACGCAUGCACGCACACAUGUACACACGCAGUUGGAAACAUCUUGGGGGGGAAAUUUAAGGAAAAACUAUUUACCACAAAAAAUCUGAUCCUUGUCUCAUUUUACUAGGAAAGACCGAUUCAACGUGCUAUUUCUAAUGCUUAUUACACGGCUGUACCGCUGUGUCUUCGUGCCAGGGCACCAAGCUUAUACGGAAAAGUACAAUCUCAAGUUUGUAUCAAAAAUGAAUUUAUAUUGCUUGUGCAUUGUGCUGAAAUAUGUUCUUCUCCCCGCGAUAUUAUUUAACCUACUCUGUUUAAUUUCACGACACUAAUUGACUGAUUGGUUGUUCUCAAUGCACUUUUAAUGUAUUGUGCUGGUUACUGCGUGCAGUAUUCGUUGCAUGUAUGUUGCUUCCCUAUAUGUGUAUGCCAAUUAGAUACCUAUAAAUGGGCCAUUCGAAAACAAUAAAUAAACCCGGGGACAUGGAAGAGUCAUUCCCCACACAA